AUGAGUUCAACAGGUAUUUACACCGGUUUAAAUGAAAAUUCCAGGAGUUCAAGUAGAGUCCUAAGACCUCCAGGCGGGGGCCAUACAAAUUUAUUUGGUGAUGCUGGAAACGAAUCCAAACCUGCUCGAAAAGACCAUGGAAGAAAUAGUUCUUCUAUUUUAGAAGGAACAAAUACUCCAACUGCAUCUCCAACGACUCCAACAAAGACUGUGGUACCUCCACCGAUUCCACAAGCCAAGGAACCAGUUUCUCAACAACCAAAAGGCCGAGUUCCACCGGGAGGUUCUACCUAUACAGCAAUGGCCAAGUCAAAGAAUCACACAAAUCAUAACCAAAAUCGCAAAGCUCACCGUAACGGAAUAAAAAAACCAAAACGGUUUCGCCAUGAAUCAACCUUAGGGAUGGAUGCCAAAUUCUUAAAAAACCAAAGGUUCUCUAAAAGGCACAAUCUUAGCGCCAAACAACAAAUUAAGCGUGCAAAUGAAAGGAAAACAGAGCGCGAUAAUAAAGGAAAGAAAUAGGUGUAACAUUACUUAGUAAUAAAGUUUUCU
This is a messenger RNA of Diabrotica balteata, 552 nucleotides long. NCBI's taxonomy places the organism in Eukaryota, Metazoa, Arthropoda, Insecta, Coleoptera, Chrysomelidae. The record is from the annotation of a GenBank genome assembly.